GCGGUCUCUACGUCGGAGCCCCGAUAGUAAGUGUUUCCGGCCAUUCAUACGCCCGACCUCGGCUGUUGGUGGUCGGAUUUUGUGUACUAUCGGGCCGAAAGGGUGACAGCACCGCUAGGAUGAAGCUCGUGAGAUUUUUGAUGAAAUUGAGUCACGAAACUGUAACCAUUGAAUUAAAGAAUGGAACACAGGUCCAUGGAACAAUCACAGGUGUAGAUGUCAGUAUGAAUACGCAUCUUAAAGCAGUGAAAAUGACCCUGAAGAACAGAGAGCCGGUACAACUGGAGACACUGAGUAUCCGAGAAAAUAACAUCCGGUAUUUCAUUCUGCCGGACAGCUUACCUCUGGACACCCUGCUCGUGGAUGUGGAACCGAAGGUGAAGUCCAAGAAAAGGGAAGCUGUUGCAGGAAGAGGCCGAGGCCGAGGAAGAGGACGUGGCCGAGGCCGAGGCAGAGGAAGAGGGGGUCCUAGACGAUAAUGUCUCUCAAGACUACUAUUUCAAAGUAGAGGAAGACGGGGUCC
Molecule: messenger RNA, 523 nt
Organism: Cervus elaphus (red deer)
Lineage: Eukaryota; Metazoa; Chordata; Mammalia; Artiodactyla; Cervidae
Product: small nuclear ribonucleoprotein Sm D1-like
Exons: 2
Coding region: 120-479 (119 amino acids)
Biological process (GO): spliceosomal snRNP assembly; RNA processing
Cellular component (GO): U4 snRNP; catalytic step 2 spliceosome; pICln-Sm protein complex
Molecular function (GO): RNA binding
Source: RefSeq, a predicted model, not a curated record